Messenger RNA from Leptomonas pyrrhocoris, 5136 nucleotides. RefSeq lists its product as hypothetical. The record is from RefSeq and is a predicted model, not a curated record. Gene Ontology annotation, molecular function: protein binding. NCBI's taxonomy places the organism in Eukaryota, Euglenozoa, Kinetoplastea, Trypanosomatida, Trypanosomatidae. The transcript has a single exon. The coding region runs from base 1 to 5136 and encodes 1711 amino acids.
AUGUCGACCGCAGGGCAGGUCGUGUACUCUUCCACCUCACGCAGCCCCAUCUCCGUAUCGUCGUCCUCGGCGUCCUCCUUCACUUCUGCCGCAUCGCUGUCCGCGCCAUCGUCGCCUCGCUGGAGGGCCCCCUACACGCGCAGCGGUAAUGGCACGGCCAAGCAAUCCAGUCAUGUCCCCCGGGUGUCCCCUCGCGAUACGGGCGGGGAUCGGUGCGACGUCUCGAGCAACGGUUUUGUUGCACCGCUCGAUGUGGAGUCUACCCGCCACGGGCCGUGUGUGCUGGUGUACGUGACGCCGUCCACUGCCCAUCAGUUCGUGUCACUGUCCAGCGCUGCGGGCUUUCUGCAGCAGCAGCGGCAGCAGCGAGUGCUACCGUCGUCGUCGUCACCGCUGCUACACAACGGCACACGCGCAGCGGAGAGGAGGUUGACAGGUGGGUACUGGCAUCUUGGCUACGCUGUAUGCUCCUCCAGAGAGGUGGGUGCCCGCCGCCACGCAUCUUCUUUGCACACGUGCUGGUGCUUCACGCUAGAACCGCUGCCCUCUGAGCAGCUGGAGCUGUGCCGUACACUUCUUCAGCCCCAGUUGGACACCUCGCCUUCUCAACCUUCGCAGCCUUCUCGCACUCCUACUCCUGCGCAUCGUACUGCGCGCCAAACUCCGGAGCAGCAUCAUCAACAUUCCCACCAUCACCGCCACCACCACCAUGACAGCAGCGCGGAAAGCGCUGACCCUCGUCUUCAUGAUCUCCUCGUCACGCCGCUUUACGUGUGCACAAACAAAACCGCCGUCGUGGAACUCGACGUUGACGUCUUUAACACAUUGCCGGGUGCCCUGAUAGAGCUGUCGCAGUGCACCGCCGGGUGGAGCGGUGCGCAGGCCGAUGCCGCGUUGCAUUCGUUGCUGCAGCACGCACCGUCGUCGGCCGCGCUGGUCUACGCGUUGCGGCAGCGUCGCCGUUUCUGCCUGCCGCUGCUGCAGCUCAUCCGCCAUGACAACUUCGGUGAGACAGCGGAAGAAGAAGAAGCCGGCGUGUGCCCCUCAGGUGAUGUAGGUGUGGAAGUGUACGUGACGCUUGGCGGCGCCUCUGCGGCGUGGACGGCCGAAAGGACAGCAGCGGAUGGACCUGAGAGGGAUGCCCCCUCUUUUCCGUCGGAUGCGGCGGGAGGCGAUGCGGGAUGUCCGCCGCCGUUGUCGUCGAUGACACGAAGGGUGGUGAUGCGCUGUGGGCAGAUGAAGCAGCAAACAAUUGUGUUUCAGGGCUGCCCCUCCGCCGCUGCGCACCUCCGUCGCGGUGCGGUGGUCGAGCUCAUGCAAACAACUCGUGCGUGUACCACCUCAUCACGGAUGCUCACAACAAUGCAGGCUGCGCUGCGGCUGCUGGAUGCUCUCACGCCUUCAGCAGAUGGGCAAGAAAUCAUGGGGAGGCGCCGCAACUCGGUGGUCACCAAUGCGCUGGACCUCUACGUGCAACGUGAAGUGCCAUCGAUGAAAGAACCUCUGCGGCGGGUUGCCGGAGGACAAGUGAGACGGGCGGUGGCGGCGGUAGCGGCAGACAGCUGCGCCGGACGGUACGACGCAUCUACUCUCUUUAAAAUGAAUUCGAAAGAUGGAGGUGUUGUACCAGAGCCGGAUGUGAUGACGUUUCCGUGGUUUACGUCGCGUUCGAGUGGGAGCGCAGGCACCGACACCAGUGCAGCGGCUCAAAACUUUCCUCCCGAGACUGAUGUGCAGCGAAGGCGUUCCGUACCGUCACGAGUGACUCCAUCAGACAUCGAUGCGUGCAUGCGCGAGCUGGACGUGUCGGCAGACCUGCUGACACACGUGCACGACCUCACCCACGCCAUCCUUCACCUUUCGUCCCUUACCUUUUCGCCACGGCACGGGACGGCAUCCACCGCCGCCGCCGCCGCAUCGGUGUCGGCGGCGGUGACCACCACGAGCGAAGCAGCGCUGCUCGCCGCAGUGUCCAUCCCAGCCUGCGACGCUGCGAGCUCGCUUCUUCAUGUGCCACCUUUAGAAUUGGUGCAGCUGCUGACCACCGUGGAGGUACGCACUGACGGCGGCGCUGUACGACAUGCGCUGAACUGCGCGGGGGCGUGUCAGCUGCAGUCGGUGCUGGUGGCGCAGCUGGGCGGCGUACUGGUGCGUACGGUGCUGCAUGCAGUGAACGGUGCGUUGCAACGUGAUGGCGGCUGUGCGGGCGACGGGGAGGCCGGUAGCGGUGACAAGAGCGCGCCUCUUUCCCCUUUUUCGGUGAUUUCACUGGUGGUGAACGCCUCGGGCGACGCCACGUCCAGCGCUUCGACAGAGAAAGCCGAUGAGGAGGGCGCAGAUUCGAGCAACGUCGGCGGAGGUCUGCAAGACUGGUACGCCGCCUACACGGAGUUGCACGUUCAGUCCGCCGUCUGCGCACGCCUCAUCGGCACUCUGCGGCAGGAGGCCCGCUGUGAGGGUGUGGAGAGGGAGGUGGAUACGUGGAUUGAUCAGAUAAACAGCGGCGCCGACGGCGCUUCGUCGUGCUACGCACCGGCCGUUGCCGAGGCGGUAGAGCUAGCAAAGCGGGUCCGGCUGCCGGACCACACCUUUGGCGCGUUGGCAGCUCCACGUACAUCGUCUUCGCCGUCGCUGAUGCAUCGCCUGGCGGAAGUCAUCGACUCGGUGGUGGCGCGGUGUGGAGGCAGCGACGCCGCUUCUUGUCCGUCGACUCCGGCGGCGGUGCAGCAGCUUCUGCGCGAUGCCCUGCAUGGACUUGUGGCGGAGGCGGCGGAGGAAGGAGGCAACGAAGGUGCAAGUAUCCUUCUCGGCGGUGCGGACAGGACACCCACCUCUCCCGAGAACGGUAGACAUCAGCAAGGGCACAUGGCCCGUCGCCUCGCGCAUCCAGCAACCGACGUGAAACUCGUCUGGGCAUCUCCAACGCAUCCAUCGGAGGACGGCGGAAACCGCGAAGCCGCGUCAGCAUCGAACUCAUCCGCACAAGCGUGCCUUUGUCUGUCAUGGCCGAGUGGCCUGCACCCGCCCUUGCGGCUUUCCCUGGCACGGAUGGCGGUGGAGGUUCUUGCUUCUGUCCGACUCAGCAAAAUAGGGGCCACCGCUGCGGUGCAACGUGUAGUCGGAGCCGCGGCUACGCGGAGUGCUUCUCUUCUCAGUAGGCACGAUGCAGCCGCAAGCAGUUCCAAUAGGGUGGAGUCUGGUAAGAGAGCUGAUAAAGGAUUGCCGCAAGAGAGAGAACCCAUGUCAGCGGCUAGCGCUUCUCUUUCCGUUACACAGGCGCUCUGCGAGACACUGACGCUGCACAGGCCAGAUGAAGGCAGCGCCGCCGUUAACGCCGUGCAGGAAGACGGCACACACAACUGCCACGCGUUGACGCUCGUGCAUGCCAUUCCAGUUUCUAGUGCACAGGCAAGACAGGCGGUGACACCUCCUCGCCAUCCUUUCCUUGAGCCGGUGGUCCCGCCGCUGUCGCCGUCCGCAGCUUCGACACCACAGACGGUGGAUGAUGCCGUUUUCUCUUACUUGUGGGUGUCACAGCCGCUCUGGUUGGCGCUGUUUUACUGGUCACGUCUGUGCCACACGCAUGUGUGUCCUGUCGUUCCGUUUGGCAGAGAUUGGGCAGUGCCACUCCUCACCGCGUACGCCGUGGCCUCCGCUGCCGCUGCUCCGCGUACCCCUGUCAGGCCGUCGGGCUCGUCGUGGAUAAGCAGCUCUUCGACCUCCCCACAGCAGGCACGAGAGGAAACGCCGUCCCCGUCACGGGAACGUCGACUGCUUUCUUUCUCUGACACCCCAACCAACGGCGCAGAUGCCCACCUUCGCCGUCGUGUACGCGCGCUGCACGAGCAGGCGCGAUAUCGUGAGUUGGCGCUGCUCGCCCUCUCCACCCUCCCUUUUUGCCGAUCCGCCGUGCUCGGCGUAAGUCGCGUCUUUCUCCCGGCCGCGACCGCGGAGGAGAUGACGCGGUGGCGUGCGGAGCUGCGUGCCGCGGCGGCGCGUCGUGUGCAGCGUGUGGGCCGGGCCUUCCUGGCGCGACGAAGGUUCGUGGACGCGUCGCAACGGGCAAGACAGGCAUCCAUGUCUGCCACGGGCAUUGCCGGCUCUUCUCCUCGGGUGCUGACGCCGGCGGAGCUGCGCAGCCGAGAAGAGUUGGAGCAGCAACGCGAGGUCGUUUUGCGACAGACAUCGCAGCAGCGCGCGUGCACCCUUGACGCCGCCGCGGCGAACUUUGGCACCGCCGUCCGCACGCUUCAGCGCAGCUGGAUCGCCACGCUCGAGUUGUUGGAGUCGGAGCUGGUCGGGGCCACCACGGAGAUCAACAGCUUUGAGACACAGAGACGCGCGGCGGAGGACGCAGCACGGCAAGAGGCACGCACACAGGCUCGCGUGACGGCAGAAGCGUGGGCAGAGGCGUGGGAGGAGGAAGAAGCACGUGAGCAGCACCACCGACGGACAGCACAGCAGUUGGCCCGCCUGCGGCAUCGCCCGUGCGUCUCACCGAAGGAGCCGGACAGCGCCGCCCGUGUGCAGGAGGAGGAACGGCUGGCACGCAUCACCACGCGCCACCUUUCGCGGCUCCGUCGCACCGCCACGCAGAGGGCGGAGGCUGCUUUGCUGGCUCGUGCCGUCGCGAAGAGCCAAGACAGCGAUGCCGCGUGGCUGGCCCGGCACGUACGCCGGCAGGAGCAACGUCUGACGCGAGAGGCGGAGUUACGUGAAGAGCAGCUGCAGCAGCAGCAGCAGUCAUGGCAGCAUGUCGGAGGUCGUGCAAACAAGGCACACACUUCAAUCGACACGGCGGUCCCCACCGCCACCCCUGAACGCUCUUCCAAUAGAGGACGUGAUGCUUCGACAUCGCUGCAGUACAGCGACGCUCGCGGGCUCGUCUUCACCCGGCCACGACCGAUCGCUCGGGAGGCGGUGCGACGCCCCGCACCGCAGCGGCUUGAUCCGAUCCACGCAGGUGCACCGAGGAACGGCACGGAGGAGGAAAAAAGCGUAGAUGGCGUGUCCGUCGCGUCCAUCGACCGUACGGUGCUCCAAAACUUGACGAGAAGCGCCGCCGGCGAAGACGAGGAGUGGGCUGUGCAGCGGGACUUGAUGUCGCUGUGGGAGUCCUCUCGACUCACGACGUAG